Molecule: messenger RNA, 2362 nt
Organism: Propithecus coquereli (Coquerel's sifaka)
Lineage: Eukaryota; Metazoa; Chordata; Mammalia; Primates; Indriidae
Gene: FBXL4
Product: F-box and leucine-rich repeat protein 4
Exons: 8
Coding region: 145-2010 (621 amino acids)
Biological process (GO): SCF-dependent proteasomal ubiquitin-dependent protein catabolic process
Cellular component (GO): SCF ubiquitin ligase complex
Molecular function (GO): protein binding
Source: RefSeq, a predicted model, not a curated record
AAAUUUCAGGCUACAUGGAUGAAUGCCAACUUUUGCAUUUCCCAUGUGCAUCCCAUGACCAUUCUAUCUGGGAACAUUCUUCAAAGAGUUCAUGCAUCUUACUGAGGACACCUGACCUUUUGAAGCUGCAUAAUUCACAUCUAGAUGUCACCAGUCUUUCCCAUGUUAACAGUUCUGACUAUGUUUUAUUAUAUAUGCCUUCGGCGCCGAGCCAGGACAGCUACAAGAGGAGAAAUGAUGAACAACCAUAGAACUAUAGAAUCAAACAGCCGGGCUUCCCCUCUCAAUGCAGAGGUGGUCCAAUAUGCCAAAGAAGUAGUGGAUUUCAGUUCCCAUUAUGGAAGUGAAAAUAGUAUGUCUUAUACCAUGUGGAAUUUGGCAGGCGUACCAAAUGUAUUCCCAAGUUCUGGUGACUUUACUCAGACAGCUGUGUUUCGAACUUAUGGGACAUGGUGGGAUCAGUGUCCCAGUGCUUCCUUGCCAUUCAAGAGGACGCCACCUAAUUUUCAAAGCCAGGACUAUGUGGAACUUACUUUUGAACAACAAGUGUAUCCUACAGCUGUUCACGUCCUGGAAACCUAUCAUCCUGGAGCAGUCAUUAGAAUUCUGGCUUGUUCAGCAAAUCCCUAUUCCUCAAGUCCACCAGCUGAAGUAAGAUGGGAGAUUCUUUGGUCAGAGAGACCUACGAAGGUGAAUGCUUCCCAGGCUCGCCAGUUUAAACCUUGUAUUAAGCAGAUAAAUUUUCCCACAAAUCUUAUACGACUGGAAGUAAAUAGUUCUCUUCUGGAUUAUUACACUGAAUUAGAUGCAGUUGUGCUACAUGGUAUGAAGGACAAGCCAGUGCUUUCUCUCAAGACUUCACUUAUUGACAUGAAUGAUCUAGAAGACGAUGACUAUGAAGAAAAGGAUGGUUGUGGAAUGGACAAUCUUAACAAAAAGUUUAGCAGUGCUGUCCUCAGGGAAGGGCCAAAUAAUGGGUAUUUUGAUAAACUACCAUAUGAGCUUAUUCAGCUGAUUCUGAACCAUCUUACUCUACCGGAUCUGUGUAGAUUAGCACAAACUUGCAAACUGCUGAACCAGCAUUGUUGUGAUCCUCUACAAUACAUUCACCUCAAUCUGCAGCCAUACUGGGCAAAACUAAAUGACAUCUCUCUGGAAUUUCUACAGCCUCGAUGCACUCUUGUCCAGUGGCUCAAUUUAUCUUGGACUGGCAAUAGGGGCUUCAUCUCUGUUGCAGGAUUUAGCAGGUUUCUGAAGGUUUGUGGAUCUGAAUUGGUACGCCUUGAAUUAUCGUGCAGCCACUUCCUUAAUGAAACUUGCUUGGAGGUUAUUUCUGAGAUGUGUCCAAAUCUACAGGAUUUAAAUCUUUCCUCCUGUGAUAAACUACCACCUCAAGCUUUCAUCCACAUUGCCAAAUUAUGCAGCCUUAAAAGACUUGUUCUCUAUCGGACAAAGGUAGAGCAAACGGCACUGCUCAGCAUUUUGAACUUCUGUUCAGAGCUUCAGCACCUAAGUUUGGGCAGUUGUGUAAUGAUUGAAGACUAUGACGUGGUAGCUAGCAUGAUAGGAGCCAAGUGUAAAAAACUCCGGACGCUAGAUCUGUGGAGAUGUAAGAAUAUUACUGAGAAUGGAAUAGCAGAACUGGCUUCUUGUUGUCCACUUCUGGAGGAACUUGACCUUGGCUGGUGCCCCACUCUGCAGAGUAGCACCGGGUGCUUCGCCAGACUGGCACGCCAGCUCCCCAACUUGCAAAAACUCUUUCUUACAGCUAACAGGUCUGUGUGUGACACAGACAUUGAAGAACUGGCAUCUAAUUGUACCAGAUUGCAGCAACUGGACAUAUUAGGAACAAGAAUGGUAAGUCCGGCAUCCUUGAGAAAACUCCUGGAAUCUUGUAAAGAUCUUUCCUUACUUGAUGUGUCCUUCUGUUCACAGAUUGAUAACAGAGCUGUGCUAGAACUAAAUGCAAGCUUUCCAAAAGUGUUUAUAAAAAAAAGCUUUACUCAGUGACUUGAUAUAGAUUCUGUAGUAAGUUAAUAUGCUUUUGUAGGGUUUUAUUUUGGGGUUGGUUUUGUUUUUUGUUUAGUUUUUCUAAUGGUAAGAAUUAAGACAUUUGUAGAUUUAAAAAUAUGAAAUUAUCCAUUAAAUCAAGUAAAAAUGUACACAAAUGUUUUCACAAAAUAUUGCAAGCACUUUUCUUCAAGAAUAUGUGAGUGGAUGAAAUUAUUUUUACCUUAUGUUAAUCAGUGAUAUGCUUUAAUCAAUAAUUAUAUUAUUAAUAAAAGAAUAACAUGGAAACAUGUUAACUUAUUUUUAAAGGAAUACUUUGAGCAAUACAGUAUCAUGAUGUUUAUGCAAAAAA